AUUGCCGUUAUUCAAUUUGAAUUUACUUUCCCCAAAUCAUAGAUCCCCAAAUGAAGGAACCAAUUCCCGUCGGCACCCUUCCGCCUUUCUCACGCCGGUGACUACACUCCAUCACCGGUCCGAUUUCUCCCCAAACAAUUCGACGCAGCCUCUGUUCGGUCGAUUAAAGCUAUUUUGAAUUCCUCCCAAAUUUCAAUUCCGCCUGACCAUGACCGCCCACCGCUACUGCCGUCGGUCAAUAGCAGCCGGCACCGACUCUCCUUUGCGCAUACACUCGCUGGACUCGCUUGCAGACAGCGGCCUCCGUCGCUCCGGAGCCGCUCCCUCCGUUCCAGUUGCACUCUCCUCGGUCUGGAAUUGCUGACGUCGCGCACACCAGCCGCCGCGUCGCAAGGCUGUCAUGCCAUCAGUCCAUCCGUCGGAUAUCAGGUGCCGCCGAGCGGUGAGAGGCACUCGAGAAUCCACCGAGCAGUCGCUGCCGUCGGGGUCUCACUUCGGUCGGUGUCAUUCUCCAGCCAUAUCGGCUGCACUGUCAAUUUCGUUGGACUGCCGUGGACUUCUCGGCUUAGGUUGACUUGGAAAAAUUUGCAAGGAAUCUUCCUCUUCACCUUAUCGCAGCGAUUAUGGUUUGGGAAAAGGAAAAAUCCACGUUCAAGUAUUUGCUAUGUGGAAUUCUUCGGUUGCAUUCCAUGUGUGAUCUUGCCUCCCGGGUGCCCAAAAUUGAACAGUACCAAGAGGUUGCUCUAGCAUUGACUGCAUAUUACAAGGUAGCAAUCCAGGAUUUGGUGUACAUAUGCAAAGAGGCAGCAUUUGCUGCGGUUUGUGUAGAUGUCAAGUAUCUGCGGACCAACGAUUCAUCUAGAAGUGUAUCCCCUACUACUGAAGAGACCUUGAAUCACCUCGGCUGCAGUGUGAUUCUUCUCUUCAAUUUCUACAGUCUCUGUGUCAGCAAAAGUUAUUUCGGGAAUGCAUUGUUAACAAACAGGUUAUUUAUAAGUCAAUUUGAGUCCCGAAUCGUUCGUGCUGCAUCAGAAGAUAAUUUAUUCCAUGAGCUUGGGAAGCGGUGGAUUGCAGGAGCAACUAGCUUCCUGUGUUGGACUCGGCCCUGAUGAAAAAAGGAGUAGCUCUACUUCUCAUCUUUGUAGUCGUCAAAAUCAUGGUCUUUGAGGAUUCUGGUAACUCUACUUCUAAUCUUUUUCAGGUGUUGUUCGAGCCCGUAUAUACUCAACUUGGGAUGCUUCCUACUUAUACAUGAGUGCCUAGCUGCUAUUUAUUUUCAUUCAUGCCUGAUAUGUUGAUUUUUAUAGAGAAUUUAAAUGUUAAUUGACAUGUUAUGAUUAAGAGUAAAUUUCCGAGAGGUUGUCUCACAACUCUCUAA
This is a messenger RNA of Salvia splendens (bonfire salvia), 1378 nucleotides long. RefSeq lists its product as uncharacterized. Gene Ontology annotation, molecular function: single-stranded DNA binding. Bases 624 to 1109 code for a protein of 161 amino acids. Lineage: Eukaryota; Viridiplantae; Streptophyta; Magnoliopsida; Lamiales; Lamiaceae. The record is from RefSeq and is a predicted model, not a curated record. The transcript is spliced from 6 exons. Gene Ontology annotation, biological process: flower development.